Molecule: messenger RNA, 2273 nt
Organism: Rubroshorea leprosula
Lineage: Eukaryota; Viridiplantae; Streptophyta; Magnoliopsida; Malvales; Dipterocarpaceae
Source: the annotation of a GenBank genome assembly
AUGUUAUCAUUCUAUUAAUUCAUGAGCGUGCCAAGACAAAAGCAUAUUGGAUUUGAGGUACCCUACAAUUCCAUAUCUCUCUUCACGUUUCUGGUUAUCCAUGAUUCUACUACGUUGGAUAGAUAUCAUCUUCGACUCUGCAAAUCAAGUCCAACCAUUGGAUACCCAUGUUUUAAUCUUCCUUGGUGUUUGUUUUUCCUGAAGAUUUCAGGAAUUGUGUGACUUUGAUUUUGUUUUAUUGUUUGGGUGUAUGCUCAUCCUCUGUACAUGGCAGCGGCUACCACGGCUUCACAAAUCUUUCAGGGUCGUAAUGGAGACAACAACAGCAAUGAGGUUAGCAGGCAGGAGAUACAAGCUGCCAUUGCUAAAGCAGUGGAGCUGAGGGCUUUACAUGCAGCUUUGAUGCAAGGAAACAGUCCUGCUAAUCUCAGAUACUCUACCUCUGCUUCCCCUGCUUCCCACUCUGUUCCUCAGUUCUCUGCUCAAGAUUACCCUGUUUUUACCCCUAGUUAUGAGGAUGAACCAUUACAUGGGUACCAAUUUCCAACAAAGCAUAGUGCAUUAUCUGGAAGUUGGGAUGAGUAUGGCCUAGAAGGGGGAAAUGGAAGUGAAACUACUCUAUCAGAUUACAGGAAGGAGAGUUCAGCAUCAAGGAAAGGAUUCUUUCCUGGUUUGACCACAUUAGAAUCUCAUGUUUGUCAUGCUGAAAAUCAUUUCCCAACUGGUUCUAGCACGAACCACACUAGUGUUCUUCAGACAUCACCAGGAACUGAAGUCUACAAGUCAAGUAAGGGGAACAAUUUGGGGGACUUCAAGUCAGUUUCAUCCUGCAAUAGAUGCAAGCCUGCUGUCCUAACAGCUGAAUCCGAAAAUGUCAUGAGGAGUGUCAAGAACUCUAAUACUGUGGUGCCAUUGACAGAUUCUCACUCAUCAGUUCAGUCUCAACCAAAGAGCCGUGGAGUGAUUUCACGGUUGUUCCCACGGUUAAAGAAGAAAAAUAAGAAUGAGAAUUCACCGAAUCGGACAGAGUCUGAGGAGGUUUCACAAUUUUACAAGGAGCUGGGAAUGCUGUCAGUUGAAACAUUGAAGAGGGCGCUGAUAGAAGCAAAUGAGAAUAGGGAUGCAGCACUCAUGGAAGUCGCUGAAAUGAAAUCUUCAGUAGGGGAGCUAAGGCAGAAGCUGGAGUACUUGGAAAGUUACUGUGAGGAGCUUAAGAAAGCCUUAAGGCAAGCAACAACACAAGCAAAGGAUUCUCUAGUCCACGAAAGGCUUGGAAAUUUUCCUAGGAGAGGGAAAUCCAUUGAUGGGAAUGGAGAAAACUCGAUGCCUGUCAGUGAGGAAGUAAUGGUAGAAGGCUUCUUGCAGAUAGUAUCAGAAGCAAGAUUGUCGGUGAAACAAUUCUGCAAGACACUCACUGGACAGAUUGAAGAUUCUGAUAAUACUCUAACUGAGAAUUUGAAUUUGCUUCUUCAACCAUAUAAACUGUCAUUGAAUUCAAAGUACACAAAGGCAGUGCUGUACCAUUUGGAAGCUAUCAUAAACCAAUCACUCUACCAAGACUUUGAGAAUUGUGUGUUUCAGAAGAAUGGCUCUCCAAAGAUCUUGGAUCCACAACAAGAUCGCCAAGCACAGUUUUCAUCAUUUGUUGCGCUGAGAAAUCUAAGCUGGAAUGAAGUACUGAGGAAGGGGACGAAAUACUACAGUGAAGACUUUAGCAAGUUUUGUGAUCAGAAGAUGAGUUUGAUCAUCGCAACGCUGAAUUGGACUAGACCAUGGCCUGAACAACUGCUUCAAGUUUUCUUUGUUGCUGCCAAAUGCAUAUGGUUGCUUCAUUUGCUUGCAUUCUCAUUCAGUCCCCCAUUGGCAAUUCUUAGGGUUGAAGAGAACAGAACCUUUGAUUCCCAUUACAUGGAAGACAUGUUCAUGGACAGGCAAAGGGCACAUGGUUCUAGCCGGGUCAAGAUCAUGGUGAUGCCAGGAUUUUAUGUUCAGGAUAGGGUUUUAAGGUGUAAGGUUCUUUGCAGGUAUAAAUCCGUAGCUUAAGUAACUUUGUAUUCUUUUCUGCAAUGUUUUUCCAAGGGCCCUUAUAAUUAGAAAAGCUUGUAACUAGCAGAAAGUAGACGCUAAUAACUGUCCAAAUUGGAUUCCUCUAUUCCUAUUUAUCAUGAAUUGGGAAAGAGGAUUGAGGACGAGGUAAAUCUCUGCAGGUUCAAUUGAAAAUUGCUUUGAAAGGAUAUUUGAUAGUAUAAUCCCAAUUAAUGCAAUUGAAAAGG